This is a messenger RNA of Globicephala melas (long-finned pilot whale), 4403 nucleotides long. It is a transcript of the gene TFEC, whose product is annotated as transcription factor EC. Gene Ontology annotation, cellular component: nucleus. The record is from RefSeq and is a predicted model, not a curated record. Gene Ontology annotation, biological process: regulation of transcription by RNA polymerase II. Lineage: Eukaryota; Metazoa; Chordata; Mammalia; Artiodactyla; Delphinidae. Gene Ontology annotation, molecular function: DNA-binding transcription factor activity, RNA polymerase II-specific; protein dimerization activity; RNA polymerase II cis-regulatory region sequence-specific DNA binding.
AUGUUACAAGCUUUAAUUGGAUUCCAAUUUCAACUGAAAGGACAAUUAGGAGAAAAGCAGAGGAGACUUCAACUCAGCCAGGAAGCCAGGACCCAGCACACACAAUUCCACAUGCAAUUUUCAUACAAACCAAUGUUUCAGAGACUUUUCCCAGUAAGACCAGAGAUUUCUUCAAGUCAGUUACCAUCCUUUCCCAAGGUCCCAGCACACCUGGAAAGUUCUGCUAGGACUCAGCUACAGAAAGUUCAGAGACAGCAAGUAAAACCUUUCAUGACCCUUGACCACCAGAUCGUCCACCAGACUCUUAAACGGUCACACCCUCCAACACCAAGCAGUGCACUUCUGGUACAGCAUGGACACCAGUCUCCUGAGAGUAACACUGGACCCACUGGAAAUCCACUCACCAAGUUGCUAACUCUUGGGAAAGAAGAUGACAAUGUGGAAUGGCAUAUGGAGGACGUUAUUGAGGAUAUAAUCGGUACGGAAUCGAGUUUUAAAGAGGAAGGAACAGACUCUCCUCUGCUAAUGCAAAGAACACUUUCUGGAAGUAUUUUGGAUGUGUAUAGUGGUGAGCAGGGAAUUUCACCAGUUAAUAUGGGCCUUACAAGUGCUUCUUGUCCAAGUAGUCUACCAAUGAAAAGAGAAAUUACAGAAACUGAUACUCGAGCUUUGGCAAAAGAGAGACAAAAAAAGGACAACCACAACCUCAUUGAAAGAAGAAGAAGGUAUAAUAUUAAUUACCGAAUCAAGGAGCUUGGCACUCUUAUUCCAAAGUCUAAUGAUCCUGAUAUGCGCUGGAACAAAGGAACCAUUCUAAAAGCAUCAGUGGAGUACAUCAAGUGGCUACAAAAAGAACAACAGAGAGCUCGAGAAUUAGAACACAGACAGAAGAAAUUAGAGCAAGCUAACAGGCGCCUUCUACUCCGGAUUCAGGAACUAGAAAUACAGGCUCGUGCUCAUGGUCUGCCAACCCUGGCUUCACUUGGCACAGUUGAUUUAGGUGCUCACAUCACCAAACAACAGGCCCAUCUUGAGCAGAAUUCAGUAGACUAUUGCCAACAAUUGGUUCUGUCUCAGGGGACAAGCCCUGAGCUCUGUGAUCAAGCUAUGGCCUUCUCUGAUCCUUUGUCACACUUCACAGAUUUAUCAUUUAGUGCGGCUUUGAAGGAGGAACAAAGAUUGGAUGACAUGCUACUGGAUGACACAAUAUCUCCAUUUGGAACAGAUCCUCUGCUAUCUGCCACUUCCCCUGCAGUUUCCAAAGAGAGCAGUAGGAGAAGUAGCUUUAGCUCAGAUGAUGGUGAUGACUUAUAAGAAAUAAACAGGCUCAAUUCAUCAACUGGGAAUCAAUUCUAUGCUGGUGCUAUGCAAUGAAGUUCUGUGUUUCAUAUAUUGCUUUGGCUCAAUUUUUCUGAAAGGAAUAUAUUGUUCAUGAAAAACUGAUUGGUUAGAAACAACAGAAUUCACAGGAAGAAGAAGCACAGUGUCGAAGGAUUAUUAAGAGCAAAAAAGACUUUUUUUUCUCUUUGACUACUGAGUCCAAAUCUACUUAAAUUUUGUUUUCCUGGAAAGAGGCACAACAUAAGAAAAAGCUCUCUACUGAUAUUUUAAAAGUAGUGACUUGGUGGUGUACUAUUGGAACUAACAGACUGCAAAGAAUAGACCUUCUGAAAUAUACAUUUUCUUACUUCCGUCUCCUUCCUAUUCAGCUCUGACAAUGUUAAUUUUCAAGAAUCAAGAUCGACAGAUCUGGUUGUUCAUUGCCUUUUUUCCACUGUCUGGGGGAUAGUUGUCUAAAGUUCAAGCCUUAUAGGGGAACUAAUUAAAAAAUAGAUUAUCUACCACUUAUAAUUGAAAAGUGAAUCUACAAUAAACAUUAGAAUUUUCCACAAUAAAAUACAGAAAAUUUAUAAAAACUUAGGAUUCUAAAAUUAGACUCUAAUUCCCUUGGUCAGUUCAAUCACACUAACUCUAAAAGCAUCUUUGCAUAUUUAUGGAGACAUGCUCAGUUCAGAAAAAGAACACAUUGAAUGCUGUCCUCAAGAAUACUGGCUAGAAUUGUUAUUGCUUCACACAAGCAUACCCACCACCCCCCCAAACAGGUACACAAUGCAGAUAAUACAUGUUCUUUUUUUCCCCCUUCAUUCUUCUGAUUUUCUAAUCAGCAUCUGAAAUUACACUCCAAAUCCUUUUUACUUUGUCAAGAAGAGAUAUUGGAUAAUCAGUUUCAGCAAAUAAAAUAUCGAAAGCCCCCCUACUAGGACAAUUUGUUAAUUUGUUAAAUAAAACUUAUCACUGUUUCCAAAAUUGGAUUUAAAUUAAUUAGUUGAUAUAAUUUUGCUCCAAAUUGAUGAAAUACUGAAAACUGGAUUGCCAACUGACAAAAUAAUUAGUAAAACAAAAAAUCUUUCUUAUUACAUUCAGCUCUGAGCAGAGGAUAAAGUUCUAUUCCUGUGAGUACUUAGAGUACCCUACGAUCUCUGUUAGCCUUGUUAGCAUUUAUUAUUUAUAUCUAUGGUGCUUCACUCAAAUUAUUCUCUCUUGAGCUUCUUCAAAGCAUUGGGAAUUGACUUACCAAGGAUAUUACUCUGUGCUAGACCUGCAUGAAUGAUCAUCUGAUCAAUGAGUAUUUAUGGAGGGAUACUCAAAACUGCAGUAAGUUCUGUGAAAAUAUAGAACAGAUGAGCAAAAUAUGGUCUUACUCCUCAGGGAGUUAAAAUGACUGCAUGAGAAACCACAACAAAAGAUAGAAGACAUUUAAAAUUAAAGCCUACAUGGUGCAGCAUAAGCUGCAAAUACAGGAGGUCAGAAAAACUAAAAAUGAAGAUUGGAGAAUCACAAAAAUGUGUGGGCAUAGCAGAAUUUAACUUCUUUUAAAAAGCAUACAUUUGGUGGAGGGGAGGCUAUACAGGUGAAUAAUAUCAACCAAAUGAUAAAAGCGAGAAUAAGUUGGGGAAGUGUCUUCAUGAUACAUUCAUUAGAAAGAUCUGACCACCCUAGAAGACGUCUGUUCGGAGUCCUGAAAAAUACUGGCAACAAGUUAUGAAAGCCUUUGAAAACCAAGAUGAAAUGAUGUAGCAGGAAUAGAUUUUUUAAUUAAGAGGAAGAAGCCUAAAAAUUAAAAUGCUACUGUAUAUUACUAAUGUGAUUGACAUGUAAUCUUUCAUGAAUAUUAACUUUGGGAUAAACUUUUGAAAGGGUGCUUCAGGUAUUACAUGAAAAAUACAUCAUCACAAAAUUUGAGAUUUUAAUGCUAAUGAAAGUGGAAAAUAUUAGAUCUUUAUGGUGUGCUUAUUAUCUCAGGCUUAGCUUACAAUCAGCUCAGAGUUUGGAGAAUUAAAAUAAUUUUCAUUUUUUGACAUGAAAAAACUCUUGAUUUAUAGGAAUAGUUGUCAAAGCCAGAUAAAUAAAUUCAUCUGAAAUAGAUCACGUGAAAGAGAGCCAUAAGAUACAUUUCCUCAAGAAUUUUCAAGGGAACAUUAUAUACUUUAUGACAAAAUUCCACUUUAUUAUCCGAGUUGAUAAGUUAACAUUGCAAAUCAUAGAGAAGGAAUAUAUCUUGAAGUCAAUGGAAAACACAUCAUUCUAGAUAGAGGCUAAUUUCUGUUCUCAUUUUAUACAUUAUUCUAAUUUCUUCAUAUUCUGAGAAAACUUACACUGAGGAUUUCUUCACUCUGUCAUCAUUUUCCAUUCUGCUAAAAUACUACUACUCAGCCUUGAAAGCCAUUUCUCAUAAUCUUAGCUAGUGAAUAGCUUGACACAGGAUGGUAGAGUCUGGAUGAAGGAGACCUGGAAAGGGUAAUAAUAUUUGCUACUACUUACAGAUUAUAAUAACUAUCAGCGGAUUGUAAAACAGGUAAUGGAUUUUUAAAGACAGAGUGAAGAGUAGUGUUGUGUCACAGUCAACUGAAGUAGAUUAAAAAAUUAAUUUUAGUCAUUAGUUCUUAACUUUUAAGGCCUUGAUAAUCUGUUGAAAGUUACAGACUUUCUCCCUGGAAAAGUACAGAAUAUAUAUAUAUAUAUAUAUAUAUAUAUAUAUAUAUCCCAAAAUUUGUAUGUGUUAAGAGGUGUGGGGGAUCUCCUAAAUAUCUCCUUGGAUCACAGAUGAAGAACUCCCACAUCAGGUCUGUUGCUCAACUGAUAGCAUAGUAGCUGUGUAUCUAUCAAGAGCUAAGUGUACAGUUAAUGUCAUAUGUAAUGAUGGAGGAGGGAGCCCUAGUUAUCUGAAUAUCAUUAUCCCAGCCCCAGAAAUGAUAAGGUUGCAUAGGUAAGUGAAAGUGUACCAAACACUAAACUAUUCACUAAAGAAGUUGUUCACUUAUAAAGUAGCCCCUUUCUAACAUCCCCUGUUAUAUAUAUGCCUCUGUUAUAUGCUUAUACAUUUAUGGGUCAGUUUCUCUAUG